Messenger RNA from Apis cerana (Asiatic honeybee), 7520 nucleotides. RefSeq names its product stargazin related protein STG-1 (gene Stg-1). NCBI's taxonomy places the organism in Eukaryota, Metazoa, Arthropoda, Insecta, Hymenoptera, Apidae. Gene Ontology annotation, molecular function: channel regulator activity; voltage-gated calcium channel activity. Gene Ontology annotation, cellular component: AMPA glutamate receptor complex; postsynaptic density membrane. Gene Ontology annotation, biological process: neurotransmitter receptor transport, postsynaptic endosome to lysosome; neurotransmitter receptor internalization; regulation of AMPA receptor activity. The record is from RefSeq and is a predicted model, not a curated record.
AUCCUCUCGAGUUCCAUUAAACCUAAUUACCUCGAAAAGUAUCCAAACAAUACCAAUAUUACAUUAUAAUAUCACUACGAGCAAUAUUUCCAACGCCAAAUACGCGAUACAACAUUCAACGACCUACAAAUUACAGUCGAACGAAAACAAAGUUCUAGUAAAAUUAUAAACAUUACGGGACGAGCCGGCAGUCGCGUUCGAAACCUCGAACGAUACGGACGUGCGCGGCCGACUAAAUUUAUUAAAUCAUCAUUGUAACAAGAAAAAAAAUACAAUAUCGAAUAAAAAUUUAAUAUAAAAUCAAUACAAAAUUAAAUACAAAAUAAAUCAUUGACAAAAAAGAAAAAAAACAACAAAUUCGAAAAUAAUAUUUUUUCUCUCGCAAUAUUAUUCGCAAAAUUCAAGGAUAUAUCUCACGAUACCAUCAAUGGAGGAUUAAAUAUCCUCCAUCUUGGGAGACCCGAGAGACUCGAAUGGAAAGACCUUAACGAUCCCGGAUAGGAUAGGUUUUCAAUACACAUCGAUUCUCCUUCCCCUUUCUCUUCCCUCCCCCCCUCUCUCCCUUUUUGUUUCGAUCAUUUUCCAGCCGCGAUCGAAUCGAGAAAUCUCAGCUACACCUCGAUAAUCCUCGCGGGAUAAAAGUUGGCGGGUUAAAAGUGGCUAAUGCCCGAUGAAAAGUCUGAGAGGGGGGGAGAGAGUGCGGGGUACCUUCGAGAAAACGGCGAGUCCGUGGAUUAAGCUAAUAGGAACCCCGUGGAAUUUAUACCAGCCACGGCUUAAAAGUUCAAUUUCUAUUCGACUUGGGAAGGGAGAGAUCGAAACGUCGAUUCAAUUACGAUUAAGGGAUUAAGCAAGAUGCGUAAGACGGUCUUUUUCAGUUUUUUUUUCUCUCUCUUCCUUCUCUCCCUUCAUCUCUUUUUCUCUUUUACUCUCGUGGUGGUCGAAAGUUAAAAUAUGCCUCGUCGAGGAUACUCGAGCUACCGCCUAGUCGGCUAAGUCAAGAGAGCAUGAUAAUCCAACGAGGCUUUGACACUUGAUUAUCUCGCCGCCCCUUUUUUGCAUCUUCCGUCAUGAAUUCUCGUGGUCGAUGCUCGUGGUUGAUACUCUCCAUCUUUUUUUCCUUUUUCUUUUUUCGAAAGAUAUCGAGGGAUGAAAUUAAAUUCUCUUUUGAUUUUAAAAGUUAACAAUAACCCAUUCAAAAUUGUUCUCCACGUUAUUUUUGAUUAUUUAUUGCAAUAAGAAUCAAUUUCUUCGUUGAUCUUUAUACUUUAAACGUGAUAUUUUUCGCGAUGUAAGCUAGGAUGCUUUUUCUUUUUGGAUUCAUUUGGAAUGUUGAAAGAAAAAUUUCAAAAAUUCCUUUCGAUGAGAUUCUUAGAACGAAUCAAAAGUAGAGUUAGUAGUAGUCCUCUUUUUUCCAUUCGUUUUCUCUUCUUCUAUUUUAUUUCGUUCAGACAACCAUUCCCAAAACAUUCGAUCACCCAAUACCUUCGGUGGCCAUAUACUUUUUUCACCUUAAUCUCGUCUCUUCUUCCACGUAUCUCGAACACAUAAACAUUCGCACCAACUUCUUAUUCCCACGGCUGUAAUGUACAUCCCUUUGGAACUUUAACAUUUUUCUAACUUAAACCACUUUUUUAUUCUUUUCUUCUCGUAAACAUCGACAAUAUACGAAUUGUGUAAUAUAUACAAUUUAAAAAAGUUUGUUAAUUUACGUUCUCCUAUUUAUAAUUUACGAUAUUAGAAUUAUAAUUUUAAUAAAUAUAAUAAAUAUUCUGCGAUUAAUAGUUGUAUAAAACUGUAAUUUUCAAGACGAAUAUUUUCCACCGUAUUCCAAUUCUCGUAUGAACAAAGAGAAAUCAUUGGUGAUAAAUUGAAGAUUCAAAUACCAUCCUGUUAUUUUUCGCAUUUCCAAGAUCUGUUCAACGUAAUCCAAUAAACCUGGUAAAGUUUAACUUGAAUUCCAAGAAUUCGUAGCCGGUUGGAUGUCGCCAUCCAACGAAGAUUUAUGAAUUUCGGGUUGGAGGAAAGGGAGGACUGGCUGGGGCCACUUUGACGAACUUUCAACUGCAAACUCCGAAACGCCAAAGUUUCCAGAGGUUGAAGGGCGAUACGGCCGUCCACGGUCUCAAAGACUUGCUCGAAUCUAUCCACCAGUGUUUGUGAUAAAUGAAGAAUACUCUCAACCCUCCUCCCUGUUACGCGAUACCUCGAAUUCGUAACCGUUCAUCACUAUGCGUGGCGCGCAACGAUGAAAAACUAUCGUGUCGAGCGUAUCCAUCGAGCGAAUGAAAAAUUAUCAAUCCAUAACUUCGUUAACGUUAAAGUGUUCAUUCUGAAACUUUGGAAAAAAUACGACUCUGUUCUUUUUUUUUUUUUUUUUUUCCGUGAAUAAAUUUUACGGGGAUAAAUUAACGCUGAAUUACCGACGAAGAACGAGUCGAUACUUGGUUUUCUGAUAUUUUUAAUUAAGAGGUUAGGUUACCAUUCCAAAUGUGGCGAUAUAUUUCGUUACGUGAGGGUAUAGAGAUCGGAUUCAACGCGUAUCUUUUCGAACGAAGGUGAGAGAAAAAUUUAGAGAUAAAGAAAAAUUGAGAAAAGUUGAGAAAAUAAACUAUCGACGUUACUACCGAUGCAUUAUCGACGAACGGUAAUAAAGAACGAGUUUCAUUGCGGACCGGUUUUCCAAUAUCGGCCUCUUCAACUUUCGUUCAUAAUUUACGAAAUAAAGAUAUAAAGAAGAGGGUAAAGAAAAGAAUAAUUUGUCUCUCCGUCAAGACAGAAUGAACUUUUCGGUUUACGAGUUCCUUUGAAUCAAUGAUUAAUACAGAUCGUGAAAUAAGAAGUUUUUUUAAGAAAAAACUUUUCUUUUUUUUUUUAAGGAAAUAUUUAACUUGAAAAAAAUAUAGAGCACUGCAGAAGAAUUUUUCACGUCGAACACGUUUUUAAGACGGAACACACUGUGAUUGUGUAUAUACUUGUACAUAUUUUAAAUUGUAAAAACGUACGACUGAAAUUCUGUUCCUCAAGUACGUAAAAAGAAUGUUUUCAAGUACUUAAACUACGGCUCGAGGGAUUUUUAACACCAAGUUUUGAACCAUUGAUAAAACGUUCUAAAACUUUAGUAACGAAAUAAAAGUAAAAAAAGGAAAAAAGAAAAUUUAAUUUUUAUCUAGAUCGUUUAAUUAAAAAUUCGAAAGAAAAAUUAACAUUAAAAAAGAAAAAAAAGAAGAAAAAAUACCAAAAUCGCUCGAAAUUAAUCGAUACUUACUCCUCGAAAGAAAUAAUCAAAAUCGUUUAACAUUUAACAUUAAAAAAAAAAAAAAAGAAACCCCAUAAAAUUGGGAAGAAUUAAAAAUAGAUAUCAUCAUCGAAUUUUCACCACAUCUUGAUCGAAAUCAUUAUCGUUGAGCUCGAUGUUUGGAAAAAUUAUAUAAACAAAAAAAAAAAAAAAGAAAUUAACUAACCAGUGCUGGGAUGUCCCCAUGACAAAAGGGAGGCACGUGGUGAUGUCUUGUUGUUGUUGGUGCUGCGACAACCUCGGCGGACCCGGUUCUUCAAGUGCUGGGGGUGUUGUUACUGGUGCAUCUGGUGGUAGUAUCGUAGUCGGUGCAAAUAACGGUGGUGGUGGUGGUGGCCUGGGUAUUGCUUCCGGCCUUUCCGCAAUGCUAUCGCUGGUAGUCGUCACUGUCGCUAUCAGUACGGGAGAGUGGCUCCUUACGGAGGAGAAACUGCCGAAAACUUCGUCGAACGCCUCUGUCGAACCGGACAGCAAAGUUACUUACAGUGGCCUGUGGAGGGUCUGUGUCGCCAUAAGCUCCCGUAUGGAAUACGAGUGCUCGAGGAUCGACUAUUUUCCAAACGAGGAGUACAGCCCUGAUCCGAGCGACUCGACGAUGGCUAUACCAUAUGCAGUUACCAAGUCGGCAAUGUUCUUCUUCGCUGCAACAUCGCUGCUGGUGGUAGCCGAAGUUUGUUACUUCACAGCUCACGUUACUCACCCGAGACACAGACUUUGCGUCUUUGUCGCUGGCGUGGUCUUCAUAGUUUCCGGUUUGUUAAUGCUGGUGGGAAUGGUGAUGUACAUAUCUGUAUUCAAAGCCGAGGUUGGUAGUAAGCUUAGACCAAGAUCGUCGUUUCAGGGGCCACCCUUCACCUACAGGUACGGAUUCUCAUUUUUGCUGUACGUGAGUGGCUUCAUCACGACCGAGGUCGCUGGCACUUACGCCAUCUUCUUGUAUAUCUCUUGGCACCAGAAGGAAUUGGUACGGAGAGACUCGAGGCGAAAAAAUUACGGGGGAGUGUAUCAUUUAGACAAUCACCACGUGCAUCAUGCGAAUCAUCACGCGAUCUUGGGCCACAGUGGUUUCCUCUGCGAAAGGCAUCAGAAAAGAUACUUCUUCGGAAGGGAUUCGGUGGACCACGUGGAUUUCGACGAAUUUUUACCACCACCGCCCAAUUUGGAUUACCACGAUUAUUCAAGACAAUUUCCUAGGGAUCUUACCACGCAGACGGUCAGCACGACAGCCGAUGUCCUUCAAGAAGAAGAAGAGGAAUACAGUCCUAGUGUGCAACACGAGUUCGUGACUUUCGAUCUUGACGAGCCUUUGCCACCCCCACCACCGAUCAGAGGUGGUGAAUGGACCUUCGACACAUUGAGAAAAACUACCCCCGUCUGAUAUACCGUCAGAUACGCGAGGCUGGUGCAAAGCGUAGAAAGCGAGGAGGAGGAGGAGGAAGAGGAGGAGGAAGCGGAAACCGAGGAGGACCACGACAUAGCCGGUGAUUAAACAAAUCGACUCGCUUUUUAAUGAGAUACCUCGGCAACCGAGAGAUGCUUUCAUCGUUCAAACUUCAUCAGGGGAAAAAGGAGGAGAGAAAAAAGGAAAAAGGAAAAAACGACCAGUCUCGAAGGGAACUCGAGGGAGCUCGAUCGACAAGUUUAUCGAAUUUCGGUUUUUUUUAAUAACUCGUCAAACUUUCACGGAUGUAAUUCCGCCCCGAUCCGUGUAAAGGAGAAAAAGUGAAUGAUGUUCCAAUGAAAUAACGACUGAGUGACAUCGUUUCCGUUUCGUAAUUCGUUUCAUCGCGCAUACACAUAUAUAUAUAUAUGUCUUUUUUUAUCCAAUUUUUCUUCCCAUUAUUUUCGUCGAGGAUACGACGAAAAUUCGAAAUGAAAUUGAAAAUGAAUCAAAGGUGAGAGAAGAAACGAACAAAAAUCGAACAAACUUGAAUUAAUCUCGAUUAAUCUUCGAUUAAGAUCGAUUAAGAUUGAUCAGCUAAUUGACUGCCAGUUUCGAUCUCGAAUCUAAUGCGAGACAAAUAUGGUGAUUUUCUUUUUUAAAACGAACCGUCCCAAUGAGAGAAAGGCGAUGAGAAACGAUAAGGAAUUAUAGGAAAAGAGCUUAGAGAGAGAAAUUGAUUUAAGUAUCGUUGAAUUUUUGUAUUUGUAUGAAAAAUCGUUGAUGAUGAUAUCGUUUAUGCGGUGUGUUUAGAAAUUUAGAAAUGUAGCGUAUAUCUUAUGUAUAGAAUAAAUGGUGAAAAAUUCUUCGAAUAAAUUUUCGUCGUUUUUAAAUUCAUCGAUUGUUAACGCGACGGUAACUUUCUAGUUUUAUAGGAUUAUUUAUCGUUUGUUUCUUAUUUAUCCGUGGUGUGAGAAAUAUAUCCGAGGAAGAGGAAAUUUUUUAAAAAGUUUUUUAAAAAGACUGUAACACACAUCUGCCAUUAAUUGAAAGCAAUCGAGACUGCGAAUCGAUUAAUUUAUAAAUUCAUAAACAUUAAUAUAUUUGUAGUGAUCGAACGUAUCCAAAGAUUUUAUCUUUAAUACUAUGGGGACCAAGAGGAAUCAAAAUUUCCUUUUUUUCUUUUCUUUUUUUUUUUUAUUUAAAUUAUUUUGAAAUUUUUUCGAAUUAUUUUUUUCUAAUCAUCUGUUUGAUAUUUGUUAUCUGAUAUCGAUAUUGCUUUAAAGAAUGAAGAAAUAUUGAAGAAAUAUCGUUGUAAGAAUUUUUGCUUACUUACAGUUAUUAUUGUAUUUUAAUUUUACUUCUUUUUUUGAUAUCUUUAGAAUAAUUUAUAUUCUGUUUAUAUUUUUUUUUAUUUCUAUAUAUAUAUAUAUUUUUUUAUAUAUAUUACAAUAUAAGGUCUUCGUGGUGUUAAAAUGAACAUAAAUUUCUACCAAUGAUUUGAUAUCAAUAUAAUUAAAAAUAUUGACCGAAAAUAUUGAUUAAAUCGAAUCGAAAAAGGGAUUAUUGGAGAUGAAAUAAACUAUACUGAAAGGAUAUCAUGAAAGGAAUUUCUUCAAACGAAGAACAAGGAAUUGGAAAAAUUUUAAAAAUGGAAUAGUGAUUCGUUAAUUAUAUCACAAACUUUAUCUCAUAAACUAAAGUGAUUAAGAGAGUUAUACUGUACAGAACAUAUGAUAUUGUUACAUUAUUAUUAUGUCUAAGAAUUUUUAACACGAUUAAAUAGAUAAUAAGUUUUUUAUACAGUAGUCAAUUUUUCACCAGAAUUUAUAUACUAACUUAUUGAGAUUAAAUAAAGAAGAAAAUUAUUAUUAUUAUUAUUAUUAAGAUUGUCUAUUAAUCAAAUAGUUAAUCAAAAAUAAAGAAAAUUUGAUUAAAAGUCUGAUGAGAAAUAUAUAUAUAUAUAAAUCAUUUUAAAUUGUAUAAACUUUUUUUCUCGUUUAAAAAAAAAUAUUAAUUUUCUUUUCUUUAAUCGUAUUAAAUAUAUAAAUUUUGAUAAAUAAUUUUCUUAAAAAUAAUCAUCUUUUACAAUUUAUUAAUUUUUUCCUGACUCUAUAUUUUUAAAUAACUUUUUAUAUACAACAUUCCAGUCACAUAAAAAUUAAAAUUAAAAUUCAUAUCUUAUAUAUAUACAUACAUAUAUGUUGUUAUGAAAAAAAAUGAGAUAUUGUAAUGUAACAUAUCCAAUUCAAAUUUACAAAAUUGAAUUCUUAGCAAAUUUAAUUAAUUAAAAGUAUGAAAAUUUUAUAUAUUUCCAAAAUUAAAUCAUUUAAUAAAAAAAUAAAUAACUUUGAUUUACAGCAUGAAUAAAUUUUUACGUAACUGGAACGUAUAAUAAACGAUAUUAUUGCAAUAUAAUGGCUUUAAUGUUUUUUUCCUAAUUUUACAAAAACUACUUGUAAAUAAAUUUAAUAUUUGCAAUACAAUAUAUAUUGUAAAAUGCGUUUAUAAAGAAAAUUCAUUUUAUAUUGUACAUUUGUAACGCUCAGAGUCAAAUCAUUAAAUGUGAGACUCAAAGAUUUCUUAAUAGUUUUUAAGUAAAAUCAAACUGAGCAAAUAAUAUUUGAUAAAAUAAAAAAAAAUUGAUUAACUUAUUAAAUAUAACAUUUAUCCUUAAUAAAGAAAAAAAAGGAAAUUCUUCAAAUAUUAUCAUUGUUUAUAAAAUAAUCCAUGUUUAUUAAUAUGUAUUAAAGGUUCAUCAUUUAUGUAUUCGAUGGUGAUAAGCUUAUCUAAACUUUACAAUUUGUACAAUAAAGUUUCUUCAAAUUAAAUCUUGAAUUA